This is a messenger RNA of Aspergillus tanneri, 1866 nucleotides long. RefSeq names its product MID1 family protein. Gene Ontology annotation, molecular function: calcium channel activity. Gene Ontology annotation, biological process: calcium ion import across plasma membrane. The record is from RefSeq and is a predicted model, not a curated record. NCBI's taxonomy places the organism in Eukaryota, Fungi, Ascomycota, Eurotiomycetes, Eurotiales, Aspergillaceae. Bases 1 to 1866 code for a protein of 621 amino acids. The transcript is spliced from 2 exons.
AUGUCUAUGUGGUUAGGCUCCUUCCCGCAGGGCCACUCUGGUGCGACUGUCGGCGCAAUUAUUCUCUACUGUGUUGUCACCCUCGCUGUCUUGAAUUCGAGAUUCGCCGACGCUGCGGGUUUGAAGCCCUGCGCCUCGGAGAACCAAAGCGAACUAAGUCUAGGUGAUGGCAAUGCGCGAUUUCCCUUUACGCUAGAAGCCUACAAUGGACUUGUACUGGAAGAUGUCGUGGACGAAUCUGGAGAACCGCGAGGCCUUGAUCUGAUCCGCCGAGCUCCAACGGGAUCAUCCGCACUUGCGAAUAACCAGCACAAGACUGGCAUCGUCAAGCUAGGCGAGAUCCACUGGUGGUAUUUCCCGAAAGAUGCUUGGAAUGGGAAGACAAUUAACAAGACUUCUGAGGGUCAGGAUCAUGACAAUUCGAAACGCUCGACGGCUGUCUACCUCUCCCUUACCACAUGUUCGAAGCCCAACUUCGACAAGUCCGAUUCGGGCCACGUACCGGCCUUACCGCAACUAGAGGUCUACAUUUCUACGUCCGAAUCUUUGCAGAGACCAGGCCCCGGCGGAGAUUCCAGGAGUCAAAGCAAAGUCAAUGCCGAAGAUGGCUAUAUGCGCAUCGCCACACAGGUCCAAGGGGAUGUCUACGUUGGCGUCGCUGCUCCCAAUAAUAGCGACUAUUCGGGGUCAUACAGUUACGAAAUUGCUGCAUCAGUAGAUGGCUAUUACCAUAACGUUGAUGAUGAAGAUGAUUUCUUGCACUUCCUGGAUACGGACAUGAAGGCCGCUCUUCUUACAACUAAAAAUUUGACAGACCUCAGCUCUCCGAAUACCAGUUCUUGGUUGAACAUGACACCCCGGUAUACGAUAUUCGUCAGCAGCUUCAACGAUACCGCUAUCUCAGGCCUACACCGGUCAUACUGCGCGCUUGAUCGACAUGCUCAGAUAGGAAAAGAUGGGGUUGAAGUCAGCAUGACCACUCGCGGCAUGAAGCCCAAAGAGCAAUUCUUCAUCACCGGCCUUAACAGGAGUUCUGUUUAUACUGCGAUUUUAGCGAUGGAUGGCAAUUCAACUAGGCCCAAAAAUGGGUCCGUCGGCGGCGGCGGAAAAGUUUGGAAACCACUGAAAUUCACAACCAAAGCAGAUGAGAAUUGUGCCCUCCUUUUCGACCUAUCGUUUUGCUCCGAUGUCGCAUAUGCCGUACCAUCCCGUCCAUCCAUCAAGUCAGGGGACCUCGGAUUAAUCUAUGAUGAGUAUGCUGCUGCGAUGUACAAGAACUUCUCCUAUUCAUUAGAUCAAAUCCAAUGUGAUGCCCCAAGCGAAAGUCGGUUCUCUUUGGCCGUCGGAUGCGAUGACUGUGGGAGAGCGUACAAGCAAUGGUUAUGUGCCGUGACCAUUCCUCGAUGCACUGAUUUUUCGAGUACGGACAAAUUUCUCCAAGUUCGGAAUGCUGGUCAGAAAUUCAUCAACGGCUCUUCACUGAGCGGCAACGAUCCGCUUCUCCAAAGCCCCGUUACUAAUCAAUCCCGAAACUCAUUGAUUGACAGCCAAGUGCGACCUGGGCCGUACAAGGAAGUUCUCCCGUGUCAAGAUGUCUGCUACAACCUUGCGAUGAGUUGUCCUGCUGCGUUGGGAUUCAGCUGCCCGGAUGGGAACUGGCUCAAUGCUUCGUAUGGCACACGCUCCGAGGAUAUCAUUACCUGCAACUACCCGGGGGGCGGAGAACUACCUGAACGGCGCGCGAGAUUCGUACCAGUCUCUCUGGACGAGUUUGUAUGUACUGGCUAUCGUAUGGAUCUCUUUUUGGGUGCUGCAAUGUUAAGACGGAGCCAGUUGUGUGAUCCAGAGCCACUCGCCGCACUAUAA